Molecule: messenger RNA, 874 nt
Organism: Hippopotamus amphibius kiboko
Lineage: Eukaryota; Metazoa; Chordata; Mammalia; Artiodactyla; Hippopotamidae
Gene: APOC3
Product: apolipoprotein C3
Exons: 4
Coding region: 153-443 (96 amino acids)
Biological process (GO): negative regulation of low-density lipoprotein particle clearance; lipoprotein metabolic process; negative regulation of lipoprotein lipase activity
Cellular component (GO): intermediate-density lipoprotein particle; spherical high-density lipoprotein particle; very-low-density lipoprotein particle
Molecular function (GO): high-density lipoprotein particle receptor binding; phospholipid binding; lipase inhibitor activity
Source: RefSeq, a predicted model, not a curated record
GCCCUGGUCUAGAUUGAUCAGCAGGUGACCUUUGCCCGGCUCCCGGGGCCCUCCGUGCCCACUGCCCUGGGGACAAUAUAAAGCAGGUCAGAAGCCUCUUGCCUGCCUACACAGCCAUCCCCAGAAGGAGCGGCUCCAGGAACAAAGGUGCCAUGCAGUCCCGGGUCCUGCUCGUUGCCGCCUUCUUGGCUCUCCUGGUCUCUGCCCAAGCUACCGAGGCCGAGGAUACCUCCCUUCUGGACAGAAUGCAGGGCUACGUGAAGCAGGCCACCAAGACCGCCAAGGACGCACUGACCAGCGUGCAGGAGUCCCAGGUGGCACAGCAGGCCAGAGGCUGGGUGACCGACAGCUUCAGCUCCCUGAAAGACUACUGGAGUACGUUAAAGGACAAGUUCUCUGAUUUCUGGGAUUCCACCCGCAGUCCCACACCGGCUCCAGCCUAAGGCCUUCUGAGAGCUUGGUACCCCAAGUCCGCCUGCCCAUCCGUCCUGCAGCCUCCCAGGGCUGCCCCCAAAGGUCGCUUGAAAAGGACAACAUCCUCAGAGCCCUCCCACCCCACCCCAGACCUGGCCCACCCCUGGGGUGUGCUGUCCUUCCAAUAAAGCUGGACGAGAAGCUGCCAUGAGUGGGAUGUCCCACAUGUGCCAUGUAUGUUUGGGUGUGGGAAUGUGCUGGGGCUCUUCUGUGGGCGGGCUCGGGACUGACUCCAACUCAAGCAGGCCUGGGGCCGGUGCCCCACCCACCUUUUAGCAGCUGGGUGGUAUAAAGUAGGAAUGACCCUAUCUACCCUGCCUGCCUCGACAGGUUUUCGUGGAGGAGCAAAGGGGAUGCUAGGUUUGGCAAGACUUUGAUAAACUGUCAAGUGCUGUGUAAC